Histoplasma mississippiense is the source of this 1098-nucleotide messenger RNA. RefSeq lists its product with no specific name. Gene Ontology annotation, biological process: proteolysis; peptide metabolic process. NCBI's taxonomy places the organism in Eukaryota, Fungi, Ascomycota, Eurotiomycetes, Onygenales, Ajellomycetaceae. Gene Ontology annotation, cellular component: mitochondrial intermembrane space. Gene Ontology annotation, molecular function: metalloendopeptidase activity. The transcript has 2 exons. The record is from RefSeq and is a predicted model, not a curated record. The coding region runs from base 1 to 1098 and encodes 365 amino acids.
AUGGCUCCUUCGAAGCUAAAGAAAGUGCCUCAGUCGCCGCCUGUCUUUACUGCAACACCUGACUCGUUGAUUUCUGACACCAAACGGAUAAUCGGCUCGUCCCGCAAAGUUCAGGAUGCUAUUGCGGCAAAGAUUGCCGCUGAAGAGGCCACCUUUGCCAAUGUAGUGUUCCCAAUGGCCCGAGAUGAGAACUUAAUGGCGCUUGAAUCGCACAUCAUUGGAUUCUACCAGGCAGUUUCUACCGAUAGCAAACUCCGAGAUGCUUCAGCUGAGGCGGAGAAACUUAUGGAUGAGUUCGCCAUCGAGUCUGCCAUGCGGGAGGACCUGUUCAAUCUCGUUGCUGCUGCUCUAAAGAAAGGCGAGAAGCUGGAUCCUGAGUCACAGAAAUUGUUGGAAAAGGAACAUAAGGACUACAUACGCAAUGGCCUAGGAAUUCCCGCCGGCCCAAAGCGGGACAGAUUCAAGGAGAUCAAGAAACGGCUGAGCCAAAUUGGGAUUGAAUUCCAAAAGAACCUGAAUGAAGAAAAUGGGGGACUGUGGUUUACAAGAGAUGAACUGGAUGGGGUUCCAGAGGAUGUAUUAUCUGGGUUGAAGAAGGGCGAAGGGGAAAAUGAGGGCAAAGUAAGACUGACCUUUAAGUACCCUGAUCUGUUCCCAACCUUGAAAUAUGCCACCGAUUCCGAGACGCGGAAGAAGGUUAUGAUUGCCAACGAGAACAAAUGCAACCAAAACGCCCCGUUGUUCAAAGAAGCUGUCAUCCUGAGAGAUGAAGCGGCACGCUUGCUCGGGUAUCCCAAUCACGCUACUUUUAGGAUUGAGGACAAGAUGGUGAAGACACCUAAGACCGUCGAUGACUUCCUCAGUGAUCUAUAUUCUCGACUGAAGCCUGGUGGCGAAAAGGAGCUGGUGGCCCUCAAGGCAUUGAAAAAAGCUGAUAUCACGUCUCGCACUCCAACCCAAUUGUUUGACGGUCGUUACUACUUGUGGGACCACCGGUUCUACGAUCGAAUGAUGCUGGAAAAGGAAUUUUCCAUUGAUCAUCAGUUGAUCGCAGAGUACUUCCCAUUGCAGACUACAAUCCGUGAUUACAGGCGGUGA